CUGUAGUAUUUGCAUCGGAAGCAGCCCAGUGUGUCUGUGUGUGUGUGUGUGUGAGAUGAUGAUGACCGGAAGUGACGUAACGCGUGUACUGUCCGUGAUGUCAGAGUUCGGCGUGGAGGAGAGUGACGCGAGUGCGUGAUGACGUCGCGCGGAGAUGAUGAUGAAUGAGAAGAUGAUGAUGAUGACAGACAGAAGGAGAGAGAGACAGAUGUGAGAGAGCGCGACGCGUUGAUGGAGUAAACGAUGCAGAUGACGGAGGAGCGCUGAGGGAUUGUUGAUAUUCAGCAUCAGUGUGUGUGUGUGUGUGUGUGUCCGCACGCGACGCGUUGAUGAUAUUCUUCUCCAGCAUGAGGAGCGUUGAGCGUCAGCGCGCGAGCGGAGCGACUCGAUUCACGGCGCACUGAAUCUCACUCGAGCGAACAGCAGAACACACACGGAGAUCCGCGAGCAGCAAAAUGGGAGAGCAGCCGAUCUUCAGCACCAGAGCUCACGUCUUCCAGAUCGACCCCAACACGAAGAAGAACUGGGUCCCCACCAGCAAACACGCCGUCACCGUCUCGUACUUCUACGACAGCACACGCAACGUCUACCGCAUCAUCAGCCUCGACGGGUCAAAGGCCAUCAUAAACAGCACCAUCACCCCGAACAUGACCUUUACCAAGACCUCGCACAAGUUCGGGCAGUGGGCGGACAGCCGGGCCAACACCGUCUACGGCCUGGGCUUCUCCUCCGAGGCGCUGCUCAGCAAAUUUGCUGAGAAGUUUGCAGAGUUUAAAGAAGCCGCGCGAUUAGCGAAAGAGAAAUCUCAGGAGAAGAUGGAGCUGACCAGCUCACCCUCACAGGAAUCGGCGCCGGGUGAUCUUCAUUCUCCUGUGACUCCAGAGAGCAUCAACGGGACAGACGAGAGAGUGACGCCUGACGCCGAGAGCCGACCUCACACUCCAAGCUCACACACAGCGAGCUCACACACUCCGAGCUCACACACAGCGAGCUCACACACUCCGAGCUCACACACUCCAAGCUCACACACAGCGAGCUCACACACAGCCGAGCUCAACGCCGUGCCGUUCCCACACAGCUCGACGUCCAUCACCAAACACUGGGAGGCGGAGCUAGCGGCUCUGAAGGGGAACAACGCUAAGCUAACGGCCGCGCUGCUCGAGUCCACCGCUAACGUCAAGCAGUGGAAGCAGCAGCUAGCGGCGUAUCAGGACGAGGCCGAGCGGCUCCACACACGGGUGACGGAGCUGGAGUGUGUCAGCGGACAGACGGCCGGCAUCAAAACACAGAAAACCGAGCUGAACCAGACCAUCGAGGAGCUGGAGGCUGAGCUGAAGGCCAAGGAGGAGGAACUGGAGAAGCUGAAGGAGGAAGUGGAGAACGCAGACCGACUGGAAGCGCAGAGAGACUCUCUGGCUCAGAAGCUGCAGGACACGCAGCUGAGGAACUCUGAUCUGGAGACGAGGCUCUCUCUCCUCGAGGAGCGUCUGGAGAACGGAAGGAUGGAGGACGAGAGUUUCCGGAAGAGUCUCCGCUCGAUCCUGGAGCUGCUGGACGGGAAGAUCCUCGAGCUGACGGAGCUGAGAGACACUCUGAGCAAACUCAUCAGCUAGAUCACACACACACACACACACACUCUCACACACACUCUCACACACACACACACACUCACACACACACUGCUGGACGGGAAGAUCCUCGAGCUGACGGAGCUGAGAGACACUCUGAGCAAACUCAUCAGCUAGAUCACACACACACACACACACACUCUCACACACACUCUCACACACACACACACACUCACACACACACUGCUGGACGGGAAGAUCCUCGAGCUGACGGAGCUGAGAGACACUCUGAGCAAACUCAUCAGCUAGAUCACACACACACACACACACACUCUCACACACACUCUCACACACACACACACACUCACACACACACUGCUGGACGGGAAGAUCCUCGAGCUGACGGAGCUGAGAGACACUCUGAGCAAACUCAUCAGCUAGAUCACACACACACACACACACUCUCACACACACUCUCACACACACACACACACUCACACACACACUGCUGGACGGGAAGAUCCUCGAGCUGACGGAGCUGAGAGACACUCUGAGCAAACUCAUCAGCUAGAUCACACACACACACACACACACACACACACACACUCAUACACACACACAC
Rhinichthys klamathensis goyatoka is the source of this 2190-nucleotide messenger RNA. It is a transcript of the gene homer1, whose product is annotated as homer protein homolog 1. NCBI's taxonomy places the organism in Eukaryota, Metazoa, Chordata, Actinopteri, Cypriniformes, Leuciscidae. Gene Ontology annotation, cellular component: postsynaptic density; cytoplasm; dendrite. Gene Ontology annotation, biological process: regulation of store-operated calcium entry; G protein-coupled glutamate receptor signaling pathway. The record is from RefSeq and is a predicted model, not a curated record. Gene Ontology annotation, molecular function: G protein-coupled glutamate receptor binding. The transcript is spliced from 9 exons. The coding region runs from base 456 to 1613 and encodes 385 amino acids.